GCUGAGCCCGGAGAGCACGAAGGGUACUGGGGUCAGAGUGACAAGAGCGGUCUGGAAAGGUGGACCGAAUGACGACCAGAACCUCCGAGGCCUCGGGGCUGUCGGUGCCGCUGCACCGCUGUCACGGGGCUGCCAACAACGGCACCUGCGCGGAGCAGCUCAGCAUCUUCCCUCCCUUCUCCUCCACCCUCGCGCUCCUCGUGCUGGUGGCCGUGCUCGUGGGGAUCAUCCUCGUUUCCCUGGCAACGUUCCACUUCCACAAGAGGAAGCUCCGGAACAGGAAGAUCCAGCGCGCGCAGGAGGAAUACGAGCGCGACAGUCGCAGCCCCGCGCGCGCCGUCGAGCCCGUGAGGCCGUGCGUCAUCGUCCGACCGGUGAGGUGCGAGGAGGAGAAGCUCUCGUGCCACAGCGCGGAGAGCGGGGACGUCCACGACCCCGAGGCGACCCCCCAGACAGAUCCUCAUGACUGUUAACUCGGUGCAACUUCAGGGAAUGAGACUGUGGAAUAAACAGGAGAAGCAAUAAGGCACAAAGAACUCCCACACCCAUGUCUGCUGCUUGUAGUUGACUUAGAAACUGUAGGAAAAAAUCAGAGUAAUUAGCAGAAUAGGCCUAGAGGUAACACUAGUAGGCGACCAUAGGGGCACAUAGGCUAGCUGUGUUGCCUUAGUUUCUAAUACAC
Messenger RNA from Notolabrus celidotus (New Zealand spotty), 682 nucleotides. RefSeq lists its product as uncharacterized. The record is from RefSeq and is a predicted model, not a curated record. The coding region runs from base 69 to 473 and encodes 134 amino acids. Lineage: Eukaryota; Metazoa; Chordata; Actinopteri; Labriformes; Labridae. The transcript has a single exon.